GUGGUCCAAUUAUUCAAGAAAAAGGACAUUUUAGACUAUUCAUAGCUCUACCUCAUUCGCUAGCACUUUGUUGAUAACAUUAUAUAAUGACAAAAAUGAUGAGCAAUGAAAAUCAUUCUGAGAAUAUGGAGUCCUCAAGCUUCACUCAAGACCAAGGGAAAGUCUCAGCUGAAGGUAAAAAUUCAGGCCUGGGUUUAGGCAAUGUGUUGUGCAAGACAGGAAAAGGUUGGACAUGUGUUAUAACCAGGACUGAUGGGCCUGAUGCUGGCAAAGUUUUCGUUAAAUGCGGUGAAAAUUGCACCUGUACACUUGAUGGUGGAGCUGUGUCACCUAAAAUUGAGAUUAGUAGUGACAAUGGCAGUGAGGUAUUCUGCAAGUGUGGUGAAGGAUGGAGUUGUUCCAUUUCCAGGACUGAAGGGCCUGAUGCUGACUCAGGCAAGGGCUUUGCUGAAUGCACUCAACAGUAUAACUGUGCUUGUAACUGUUGAUGACCUAUUGGCCCCCUACUCUGCUAUUUGGUUUUUAAAGUAAUUUGUAUUGAAUAAUGGGAUUAUCAGCAAUAUUAUGUGUGAUGUUUUAUGAAGAUUGUUUGCUACCUGUUUGUAAUUUGUAUGUGUUUGAUGAACUCAUAUGCAGAAAUCUAUGUUGUGUUGUCUCUUAAA
Messenger RNA from Vicia villosa (hairy vetch), 662 nucleotides. RefSeq lists its product as uncharacterized. The record is from RefSeq and is a predicted model, not a curated record. The coding region runs from base 87 to 488 and encodes 133 amino acids. The transcript has 3 exons. NCBI's taxonomy places the organism in Eukaryota, Viridiplantae, Streptophyta, Magnoliopsida, Fabales, Fabaceae.